AAGCCCCCCGUCGGCGUCUUUUUCUUCAUUUCCUAAUUCAUUUCAUCCACCCAAAAAUCAAAUACGCAGCGACACCAUUUCCGCAGCCUCAAUUAUGGCCCAAGCCAUUGCUUCUUCUCUGGCGGCAUUGGACGGCGGGAGCCUCAAAAUCAACGGCGGCCCAGCCCGCUGGAACUCCGGCAGCGCCAUCAGAGUGGGAUUUUCCGUCAGACCAGGAGGAUUAUCGGUCGUCAGAGCACAGCAAGGUUCCGGCGAGGCGGAAACUAGCCGGCGGGCACUUCUCGGCGUUGCUGCGGCCGGAUUGGUUUCUGGGUCGUCGUUUGUCCAAUCUGGUCUUGCCGAGGUCCAAUCAAUCAAGGUUGGGCCUCCGCCUCCGCCUUCCGGCGGCCUCCGUAAGUCUUCAUCUCUCCUUUUGUAAUAUUUCAAUAACAUUAAUUAACAAUU
Messenger RNA from Cuscuta campestris, 444 nucleotides. NCBI's taxonomy places the organism in Eukaryota, Viridiplantae, Streptophyta, Magnoliopsida, Solanales, Convolvulaceae. The record is from the annotation of a GenBank genome assembly.